GUGGACUGACGGCCAAGACCAUGUUUGUCAGAGACAGUAGAAGCAGGGCGGACGGCAUUGCAAAUUAUGUUUGCAAUGUUUGAUACCAACUAAAUAGUGCCAAUAUUACCGAUAUCAAUCAUUUUUACUAGGGAUGUCUGAUAAUGUUGACCGACUGAUGAAAUCGGCCGUUGUAGGCAUUAAAGAUGAGAUGUUGGUGUCUGUUUUUCUGCCGCUAUCGGCGCAAGUGAGACCACAUCAAUCUGCACACAGCUCGCUAGCUCAGUACGUCCGUGGUGUGGAAUUAUUGAUUUAUUUUUGUAAAUAUGCAAUUUGCCGUGAGUGUAAAGCGGGGGAGAUCUUCCUUAAAUACCUUUUAAUCUGAUAUCACAUCUCAGGAAGAAUCACACGGAAUGCAAAUCAUGAUGAGAGGCGGCCAGCGUGACUUCAGUCCACGCUCCUCUUUGACGUUGCCAUUCAUCUCAAAGGGAUUCCCCGAAUUUCCUGCCGGCUGUUGGUCUUCAGGGCCUCAGUGGUCUGUGGGUUGUUGCAGUACCCUCUCUCCUUCAGGCAGCCUCACAGAAUGUGUGGCAAUGUCGUCACAAACUUCAAUAUUUGUACGCCGGCGCACAUCCCCUUCCUGAUGCAGAACUCCAUGAAAUGAAUAAAGCACCACAGCCUGGAACAGGACCCCCCUCUACCCCUCACCCCGCCCCCUCCCCUGGCCUUUCACAGUCCUCAUUCCCCCCUGGGCAGCCCCCUUCUAUUGUGUUUGCCACCCCACCGGCCCCACAAAUGAACCCAACGCCUCAGCCCAGACAGUUUGCCUCAGGGCCCAGGCCUGUACAUCAACAGGGGAACUUCAGAUCACUACAGCCCUACUACACCAAUAGAGCAAGUCUGCCUCCGAGUAGUGGGCCUCGUGGCGUUCCACCAAACAGUGCUCCUCGGCCUGUGACUCCCACCCAUGUCUACCAGCCGGGCCCUGGUUCCCAAAUGAUGAUGAUCCCAGGACAACAGUUGCCCUUCCCCAGCUCACCACAGGGAGCAGCCUAUUUUAUACCAGGACAGUAUCGCUCGCCGACCUACGUGGCCACACCCCAGCAAUACCCUGUACCAGCUGGCACUCCAGGUUUCUACCCAGGCACCAGCCCUGCGGAGUACAGUAGUUAUGCGGGGGCCUACUAUCCAGCCCAGCCCCAGUUUACCCCUCCAGUGCAGGCAGCACCCGUCAUCAUGAACCCGGCCCCUCAACAGCAGCAACCACCACCUCAACCUCCCCAGCACAUCCACACCAAACGGGAACGUAAACAGAUCACAAUAAGAGACCCAAACCAAGGUGGUCGAGACAUUACAGAGGAGAUUAUGUCAGGGGGCCGCAGUGGGUCUACCCCAACCCCACCGCAGACUGCCAUAUCUGGAUCAGACAGUACAGGAGUGUCCGCGGCUAAUGCUGAGUGUGUCCCAGCUGCUAUUGUGCCAGCACCGCUUAGAGCAGAUGACACAGAAAAUCCUUUGCUGCCUCAUCUGUCUCAGCCCCCUGAUACCAUUAAGAAUGACCCCCACCCAACAGAGGCCACCUCCUCUGACAUGAACAUUAGGCCCAAUGCAUCACCUCUAAUAUCAGAAGCCACAGGAACUUCUCGCAACUCUCUUUCUACCCCCGUGCCCAGUGUUCCCAUUGUAGACGUAAUGGACACCCCCAAACUUUCCAGAGAAUUAACUCCUGAGCCCCAAACUGCGCCCGAGGUGCCUGCAUACCCUGCACCCAUUCCUGAUCCUGUGCCUACCUCUAGUGGACAGGAAAAUCUUGAAAGGACAGUAACAAGGCUCGAGGAGGAGGUGGUAAAAGAGGAGGAGAUUCAACCAGAGGAUGUUUCUUCUUCUUCUUCUUUUAUGGACAAAUCCUACACUCCUUCCGUCACCUCAAACGGAAUGGCUGUGGAUGAGCCAGAGAGGCCUUUGGCCACAUUACCAUCUAGUUGCCUGGAGGCUCCUCUGGAGUCUCCCAUUGCUCAGCCUGAGGAGCUCCGCCUCCCCAAUGGUUUGCCACUUCCAGUCCCCCAAGACCCGGAGGCCCCGGCUACUAGCACAGACGAACGUGAUGCCAGCCCCAUCGCUGAGCCUGACGUUUGUCUGCAGCCUGACCUAAAAAUCUCCGAAGCCAUCACUAAGGCAGUGCCUACAUCAGUUGUCAAAACAGCUACAGCGCUUGUUGAUGAGUCGGCAUCUGGCGUCACUCCGGUUCCCGCUGAAGCAAUUACCCAGGCAGGACCUUCCCAGCCUGAGAGCCAUGAAACUGUUCAUCCUGUUUCCCUCGACACCAAGAAGGAUACCCCAAUGCCUGAGUCCAACGCCAAAGGAGAAUCAUCUCCAGGCCCAGUCGAUGACCAGACACCAGAGACGGUGAUCAGUCCUCCCCAGAUCGUACCCCCUGCCCUCGUAGAAACUGCUAUGCAAGCUGCUGUGUCUGUGCCAAAGAAAAAGAGGAAAAUGAAGGAUUUGAACAAAAAGGAAGCAGUGGGAGAUCUAUUAGAUGCAUUUAAAGAGGAGAAGGUCGUUGUUCCACCAGAGCCUGAGAUUGUCACAGCACCAUCAGCCGAAACCCAACUUCCUGCUCCUCCUCCAGCAUUAGAGGAUGCAGACUUGACCUGGGAGGACAAGGAGGACAAGCUGGAUGCCGAGAACAUUCAGCCAGAUGAGCCUGAGCAGACUGCAGCCAGCAAGAAGUAUCAGUAUAAAGAGGAACAAUGGCAGCCAAUCAAUCCAGAAGAGAAGAAGAAGUAUGACAGAGAGUUUCUGCUGGGUUUCCAGUUCACCUUGGCCAGCAUGAACAAGCCAGAGGGUCUUCCUGCCAUCAGUGAUGUCGUCCUAGACAAGGCUAAUAAGACUCCUCUGCGCCAGCUUGACCCCAGUCGGCUACCUGGGAUGAACUGUGGUCCGGAUUUCACACCUUCCUUUGCCAACCUUGGCAGGCCUGGUAUGGGUGUAGGAAGUAGAGGACCACCUCCGGGUAUGGGCAUGGGCAUGGGUGGCCCACGUCGCUCUCAACAGAUGCAAAGGAAAGAGCCAAGGAAAAUCAUUACCAGCAUGUCGCUCAGUGACGACGUGAAGCUGAACAAGGCAGAGAAGGCAUGGAAGCCUUCAGUGAAAAAAGCUAUAUGUAGUCGCACAGCAGAUGAGACUGAGGACACCGAUCCGGACCAACUCAAGACGCAGGAAUUGUUUAAAAGCGUCCGCAGCAUUCUCAACAAACUGACCCCUCAAAAGUUUCAACAGCUGAUGAAACAAGUGACAGAACUUAAGAUUGACACUGAGGAGAGGUUGAAAGGUGUCAUUGACCUCACCUUCGAAAAGGCCAUCUCUGAACCAGACUUUUCAGUGGCCUAUGCCAGUAUGUGCCGCUGUGUUAUGGGGCUGAAAGUCCAAGCUACAGAUAAGCCGGGAGACACUGUGAAUUUCAGGAAGCUGCUACUGAAUCGAUGCCAGAAGGAGUUUGAGAAGGAUAAAGAUGACAAUGAGAUUUUUGAGAAGAAGCAAAAAGAGCUGGAGGCCGCCACAGAGGAUGAGAAGAAGCAGCGGUUAACGGAAGAGCUCGAAGAGGCGAAAUACAAGGCUAGGAAGCGCUCACUCGGGAAUAUUAAAUUCAUCGGUGAGCUUUUUAAGUUUAAGAUGCUCACAGAGGUCAUCAUGCACGACUGCAUUGUAAAGCUACUCAAAAACCACGACGAGGAGUCCCUAGAGUGCCUGUGCAGACUGUUGUCCACCAUCGGCAAGGACUUAGACUUUGAGAAGGCCAAGCCUCGAAUGGACCAGUACUUCAAUCAGAUGGAGAAAAUAAUAAAGGAAAGGAAGACCACCUCCAGGAUCCGCUUCAUGUUACAAGAUGUGGUGGACCUUCGAGAGAAUAACUGGGUGCCCAGACGAGGCGACCAAGGCCCUAAGACCAUUGACCAGAUCCACAAAGAAGCUGAGCUGGAAGAGCACAGAGAGCAGAUGAAAGUGCAUCAAGCCCUCAUCUCCAAGAAGGAGUCUGUUGGUGGUCCAGGAAGCAGGAUGGGUGGACCAGGAUCAGGGAGUCGUGGGGGACCUCACACUCCUAGUCGUGGUGUUUCGCCGCAAGAUGACAGCUGGAGCACAGUCACCAUCUGCAAGAACCGACCUUAUGACGGCUCACGCCUUAGUAAAAUCACAAAGACAUCGCCGUUUGAUGCCCACAAUCAGUGUCUUGCCCCGGGAGGCAAAGGCACUUUGAGCUGGGGUAGGGGCAGCAGCGGUGGUAGCAGCACCAAGCCUACUGAUUCUGGUCCAGAAUCAGGUGGCCGUCCAGCUACCAGCACUCUCAACAGGUACUCAGCUCUGCAGCAGUCCGCGUCAGGCCCUUCACUGGAGUCGGACCGGCGUGUACCUCAGAGAAACAGUUCGAGUCGAGAGCGAGGCGAGCAAUUUGAUCGCUCCGAUCACGGUCUUGAAAGACGUGAUGACCGGGAUCGACACCGAAUACAGGUUGCUGCUACACGCAGCUUCAGUCGGGAAAAUGAGCGGAGUCGGGAGAGGGAUCAACGUGGGACAGCAGAUCCAGUCCGCAGAGUAGCUAACAGGACAGAUGACAGAGAUCAGGGCAGAGAGAACGUGAGGAGGGAAACAACUUCCACACCUCCACCUCCCCAGACCCCCACCAAGCCUUUGUUGACUGUGGAAGAGCUAACCAAGAAAUCCAAAGCCAUCAUCGAAGAAUACCUUCAUAACAUUGACAUCAAGGAGCCUUUACAAUGUGUGCAGGAGAUCAACUGUCCUCAUCUGCUGUCUGUGUUUGUACAAUGUGGGCUGGAGUUGACGCUGGAGCGUAGCAACUUGGCCAGAGAGAACAUGGGCCGGCUGCUGCAGCAGCUCAUCAAGGCAGGCAUCCUUCCGGUACAGCAGUUCUACAAAGGGCUUCAUGAAAUCCUGGAGAUAGCUGAUGAAAUGGCAAUAGAUAUCCCUCACAUCUGGCUCUACCUGUCAGAACUGAUAGCCCCCAUGCUCCACGAGGGAGGGAUCCCCAUGGGAUACCUUUUCAAGGAGAUUUCAAAGCCGUUGACCUCCCUGGGCAAAGCCGGAGACCUGCUGGCCCUCAUCCUCAAUUUACUCUGCAAAGGAAUGAGCCAUAAGAAGGUGGGCACAAUGUGGAGGGAGGCGGAACUCCAAUGGAAAGACUUCCUCCCUGAAGAUGUAGACGUCAACAAGUUUGUGACAGAAAAGAAUGUGGCGUUCACACUGAGCGAAGAGCCUGAGAAAAGCAAGAAGAAGGAAAUGAGUUCUGCAGAGCUAACCAACCAUCUUGACAGACUGAUCCAGGAUAAGGCUGACAACCAGAGAAUGCUUGACUGGAUUGAAGCCAAUCUGGAUGAGCAGCAGACUGCCUCCCACAUGUUUAUCAGAGCCUUGAUGACCUGCAUCUGCCAGUCAGCAAUCAUCUGUGAGAAUCCCUACAAGGUGAAUGAUGAGGUGAUCAGUCAGAGGGCCAAGUUGCUGCAGAAAUUCCUAAAUGAUGAGCAGAAGGAGCUACAGGCUCUCUAUGCCCUGCAGGCUCUCAUGGUGCACAUGGAGCAACCAGCCAAUCUGCUGCGAAUGUUCUUCGACACGCUUUACGACGAGGAAGUCAUCAGAGACGAGGCCUUCUACAAGUGGGAGUCGAGCAAGGACCCCGCCGAGCAGCAGGGCAAGGGCGUGGCCCUCAAGUCUGUCAAAGGCUUCUUCACUUGGCUGCACCAGGAGGACGAAUCCGAUAACGUUUAAGCACUUGGACUGGUCGAACAUCGAUGAGCAUCCGUGGGGGAGAGAGGACGUUACGUGGAGGAUUCAGACGAGCCUGAAUCGGCAAAAUCCUUCUGCAUAAACAGAAAAAAAAGCAAUAAAAAAUUCUUCAAGUGGGAGAGAUUGUAUAAUGGAUCGAGCGCUCGAUCACGCCAUUUCUUUUUUGGCUCUUUUUUUCCUGCAACUGAAUGUGCUAAUUCCAAUGCAAUGGCAGGAUUAGAAGAAGGAGUAGGAGGAGACGCCAUUUUUGAAGUUUAACACAGCUUUCCUUCCCUCAGCAAACUAUGCUGAAUGUAUGAAAUGCUAGAAGCUCUUCACAGAUACAGUAUAUCUAUUUUUGAUGAAUUCAUCCUUUUAUCGUGACGCCUUGCCUUUGGUGUGUGAUUACACGUGGGCGCUUAGCUUUUUCAUGAUCAUUUGUUCCCGUACUGAAUGAUUGGAGUGCGUGUUUUAUACAAGACAGGAAGAAAAACCACACAGAAAGUUGACUAAAGGACGUUUGAGAAAGGGACAGUUGUGGACUCCUGAGGACUUCUCAAAGACUGCCAGUGAGGAGGGCAACUACAAACUUUGACCGUUUUGCUGCUGGGGGGGCCGACAACGCUUCCUUUCACCUCCCCUCCACCUGCCCCCACAACCCCCCAACCCCCAACCCCACCCUACUUGACCUACGCCGGCUGUGUGUUGCUUGUUUGCUGCACUACACAACCUGAAGAGCGCAGGAACGAGGACGCAUUUGUGCACCUUGCUACAUAGCUUGUUGGAUUUUUAGAUGGAUAUUCUUGAAAACGCUAUAAAGUUGAAAAUCCACCUUAUAAAAAGAACACUUAAAAAGUUUAACAGUACGAAUCCUAUGGCC
Messenger RNA from Dunckerocampus dactyliophorus (ringed pipefish), 6634 nucleotides. Its product is annotated as eukaryotic translation initiation factor 4 gamma 1-like. The coding region runs from base 640 to 5757 and encodes 1705 amino acids. The transcript has 32 exons. Gene Ontology annotation, molecular function: mRNA binding; translation initiation factor activity; protein binding. NCBI's taxonomy places the organism in Eukaryota, Metazoa, Chordata, Actinopteri, Syngnathiformes, Syngnathidae. Gene Ontology annotation, cellular component: eukaryotic translation initiation factor 4F complex. The record is from RefSeq and is a predicted model, not a curated record.